Diceros bicornis minor is the source of this 969-nucleotide messenger RNA. RefSeq names its product olfactory receptor 8U9. Lineage: Eukaryota; Metazoa; Chordata; Mammalia; Perissodactyla; Rhinocerotidae. Gene Ontology annotation, biological process: sensory perception of smell; G protein-coupled receptor signaling pathway. The coding region runs from base 1 to 969 and encodes 322 amino acids. Gene Ontology annotation, cellular component: membrane. Gene Ontology annotation, molecular function: odorant binding; olfactory receptor activity; G protein-coupled receptor activity. The transcript has a single exon. The record is from RefSeq and is a predicted model, not a curated record.
AUGGCCCAGAUAAAUUGCACCCAGGUGUCAGAAUUUAUUUUCAUGGGCCUCACAGACCGUCAAGAGUUGAAGAUACCCCUCUUUGUGAUAUUCUUAUCCACCUACAUCUUCACAGUAGUAGGCAACCUGGGUUUAAUCCUAGUCAUUAGAACAGAUGCAAGACUCAGCACACCCAUGUACUUCUUUCUUAGCAACCUGGCUUUUGUCGAUUUCUGUUACUCUUCUGUCAUUACACCCAAAAUGCUUGAGAAUUUCUUGUACAAACAAAAUGUUAUCUCCUUCAAUGCAUGUGCUGCUCAAUUAGGCUGUUUCCUGGCCUUCAUGACAGCCGAGUGUUUGCUACUGGCUUCCAUGGCCUAUGACCGAUAUGUGGCCAUUUGUAACCCUCUGCUCUAUAUGAUUGUGAUGUCCCCAGGAAUCUGCAUUCAGCUUGUGGCUGUCCCCUACAGCUACAGCUUCCUGGUUGCACUAUUUCAUGCCAUUAUCACCUUUCGCCUCUCUUACUGUCACUCCAACAUCAUUAAUCAUUUCUAUUGUGAUGACAUGCCUCUCCUGAGGCUAACUCGCUCAGACACUCGGUUCAAACAGCUGUGGAUCUUUGCCUGUGCUGGUAUCAUGUUCAUUUCUUCCCUUACGGUUGUCUUUGUCUCCUACAUGUACAUUAUUUCUGCCAUCCUGAGGAUGCGUUCAGCUGAGGGCAGGCGCAAGGCUUUCUCCACAUGUGGCUCCCACAUACUGGUGGUCACCAUAUUCUAUGGGGCCCUGAUCUUCAUGUAUUUACAGCCAAGCUCUAACCAUUCCCUUGACACAGACAAAAUGGCCUCAGUCUUCUACACAGUGAUCACUCCCUUGUUGAACCCCUUAAUCUACAGCCUCAGGAACAAGGAGGUGAAAGAUGCCCUGAAAAAAGUCAUCGUCUAUGGAAACCAGGCUUUUGUGUUCAUGAAAUUAAGAAAGUUACUUGAAUAA